GGUCACUUUUGGGCAGUGCUAAUCUUGACAGCAAAAUGUUGUGGUGAGACAUUUGCCAGUUCGUGGAUUGGCUAUUUUUUGAUAUCGAUACUGCUCCGAAAAUGCCUUCUUGCAUUAAUUUUCAUUUACAUUGUGGCGCCAAUUUUUGCCUAUUUAUUUAAUAAGAAAACACCUGCGAGCAAAUUAAGCCGACCAGAACGUCGCUGGCUGAUCCUAGUAUUUUCGUUUUGGGUUGGUGCCUCGACGCACUAUAUUCUGAUCAACUGGGAUCCUGGAGUGUAUCCGCCACCUCCUAUGUACUCGCCGGCACUUGUGGCAUUGCUUUUCGAGACAUUUGCCAGUUCGUGGAUUGGCUAUUUUUUGAUAUCGAUACUGCUCCGAAAAUGCCUUCUUGCAUUAAUUUUCAUUUACAUUGUGGCGCCAAUUUUUGCCUAUUUAUUUAAUAAGAAAACACCUGCGAGCAAAUUAAGCCGACCAGAACGUCGCUGGCUGAUCCUAGUAUUUUCGUUUUGGGUUGGUGCCUCGACGCACUAUAUUCUGAUCAACUGGGAUCCUGGAGUGUAUCCGCCACCUCCUAUGUACUCGCCGGCACUUGUGGCAUUGCUUUUCGAGUUUGUGGGCCCGAAAUUGGCCAGUAAUCGUCCAAUGCUUUUGAUGAGUACGGUCGGAACGGCAUCAGUUGUAUGCUUUGCAUAUGCCUUUUUCAAUUCUUGCUUCAAUUUUACAUAUUUUUACACAUCGGUCAUUGCGAUUGCUUCGUCAUUUCACAGUAUGCAGCAACAAUUGGCUGAUCGAAGUUUAGGUCGAGGGGAUACGAGUGAGGGUAAUGUAAUGCUGCCAAUUCAGUCGAUGUACCACCAACUUGCCCUGACCAUCAUAUUCGGGCAUUAUAUCUGGAAUCGCGAUCCAAAGGCCGCUGUGCCAGAUUCACUGGAGGAACGAUACACUUUACUGAUUUACAGACUACGCUAA
Molecule: messenger RNA, 972 nt
Organism: Gongylonema pulchrum
Lineage: Eukaryota; Metazoa; Nematoda; Chromadorea; Rhabditida; Gongylonematidae
Source: the annotation of a GenBank genome assembly